Molecule: messenger RNA, 3939 nt
Organism: Myxocyprinus asiaticus (Chinese sucker)
Lineage: Eukaryota; Metazoa; Chordata; Actinopteri; Cypriniformes; Catostomidae
Exons: 2
Coding region: 157-972 (271 amino acids)
Source: RefSeq, a predicted model, not a curated record
CUGCAACGGAAGCACACAGGAAAUUCUUGCUAAAACAAUGAAUAUGUAAAAAUUGCCAAAGAGGUGAGGUUACCUUUAAGUGUUUCUUUUGCUCUCCUUUUACUCUACACUGAAAGAAAAGUUGCUGUGUUUAACAAAUCAUAUUCUGUUCAACGCAUGAAGACCAUGGUCAGAAGAAUAAAAAGUAUAUCCGAACUGGAAGACUCUGGAUUUGGUCAGCCUUGGCCCAGACAUGGACUCAAACUCUUGUUCUGGUUUGCUGAUUACUGUAUUUGUUUUUGUAAUGAUGACAUGUUCCUCCAGUGUGACCCAACGAAGGGAGAUUUUGGAUUUCACAUUUUUGAGAACAGAAGUAACAAACAUAAAGUGAAACUUCUCCCGGAAUUGAAUUUUCCCUACUAUGUGGUCGGCAAUCUGAAUUAUCCAGGAGCUGAAAUGCUUCCCGACUAUGUUCUUGAAGACUACACUUACUGCAGAGAGGACAACAGUAAUGCAGACCGCAUCAUUGUCAGUGUUCAUGAAGAGAACAGCUUUGGGAAAGUUUAUGUGACCACACACAAUGAUUUGUCAAAUUAUGACCCACAUGCCACAUUCCACAUUACCAGGACCCUCCUCAAGACCAUCAAAUCAUACCUGAAUAUAGACGACUUUCUGAGGGACACUGGGUAUCAUCCACAGUACCAAGCUGAGACAUCUAAUCAGCUAGUUUCUCCUGCACCUCUGUGGUAUUACAGCCCAGAGGGUCUUCAGUGGGACACAAUAUAUCAGUACCAAGUUGAGACAUCUAAUCAGCCAGUUUCUCCUUCACCUUUGAGAUAUAAUGACCCAGACUGUCAUAUUGACAUGGAAUCACCCCCUGUUUCAAACAGCAAUAUAGACAUAUGGAUAGAAGAUGACACACCAACACAAAACCACCCUGAGAACAUACCCAGGAAGAAAGGAUUGUUGGAACGUUUCUGUACCAUACUUUAAGAACUCCUAGUGUCUCUUCUAAAACAUCACCAUAGGCACGCUACCCACUAGCUGUUCCAAAAUGUAAAUGUAAAUAUGUAAUCAAGGUAACAUAAUAUAUAUCCUGCCCAAGAAGGCAAUCUCAGAAUUCAUUGUGAUAAACUCGGUAAAAACAAAAAUUCCAAGAUGGCGGAUGAAGCAUGACAUUUUAAUUAUAAAUCGUAUAAUCCAUUCAGUACUUAAAAGUAUCAAUGAAAAUAGUUUUAAAAUAAUGUAAAACUAACUAUUUCACUCAAAAUGUGUGUAUGCAUAUUUACGCUCAUUAGUAUCACAUCAUUCCUCUCACUUAGGGAGCUUAUUUUCUGCCAGUUUUAACCUCUUAAGACCCAAGCGUGACUGCUGUGUGCAUUUUCCAUUCCCCUUAUGAUUUGUAACUAUUAGCCCCUAAGAAACUUCUUUUUUUUUUUUGCAUGAUUUUUUUGCAGUUUCUCCCAAAGACAAACUCAGCUGAGAUCGGCACCAUGUUGUUUUGUCACAUGACUCCAAGGUUUAACCCUUUAAUGACAGCCCAGAUUCUUCUGAACUGAGAUCAGUCGCUUUAAAUGAAAUGAAAUGAUGCAUAGCCUAUAGCGAAGCAAAAUCUAAUUUUCUUAAAGGGGUCAUGAAAUCAAAUCAAAUUUUCCUUGAUAUUUAGACAUAUAAGAGGUAACUGUACUAUAAAAACAUACUGUAAAUUUCAGAACUCAAAACUUCCUCCCCAGUCUAAAAAGAGCAUUUAUAGUUGCCACCCUGCUGAAACGUCUCAUCAUGACGUCACGACACAUUGACGUCAUGCAUUAUCGCACCCUUGGCCCCGCCCACUGGCGCGCAGUUCAAGUCAAGAGAGGAGGCCUUCCAUGGCUAACUAUUCCUAAGGGGACCCAUCUGGACUAUUUUGAAUUAUUUUGUAUAUGAACAUGAACUACACAGACUCUUUGACCGUUGUCAUGUAUCUCGCCGUUUUUAAAAGACGCGGUGUCAAGUUACAACUCUGAAAGGGAGAAGCAAUUCUGUUUCAUUCAGCUGCUGCCUCAUGUUGUUUUGAAUGUGUUCUUUCACCCAUCUGCACUAUUUUUAAUUGUUGGUGUAUGUAAACAUAGGACGUCUUUGACGAUGGAAGAUGGAGGUCUUUGACAGUUUCGGUGUGUUUCCGGUGAUGUGCACCAUCAGUAUGUGUGUGCGUAAUUUCACCGUUCUUUGGAGUAUGAUGUGUUCAGGUUUUUUUUCGGCUCAUGUCAUCGUCGAUUGUUUGUGAACAAGUCAUAAUAUGAUUCAAGCUUUGCAAAGGAACUGUUAUUGAAGGAUGGGGCAUUCAUGAAUAUUUAAAAUGUCAUGACUGUUUGAUAGUUUAUGGUGUUGAGUGUUAACAGUUGUGCUUGAGAUGAACAGUUUAAUAUAUUCAGAUGCAGUGUGUUGGAUGUGCGUUAUGUGUAAACACUGCAAUUUUGUUUUAUAAUGUUGAGGUUCAUUCUCUUACGAUUGAGUUUGUUGAAUUUGAGGGGCUGCAUGAUGUUAGCCAAUCAGAGCAGUGACCGUUUACAUUGAAGUUUUAAGGAGGCGCUUAGGCCAAAACUGAGCGUUUCAGACAGAGGGCCAAAAACAGGGUGGAAAAUUAUCAUAUAUUACUAAAUUGUGACCGUUUUGGUGCAAAAAACUUUUAUAACAUUCUCAUUGGACCUCGGGUAAGAUAAAACAAAAAUAUUUUAAAAAAGAAAUCCAUGACCCCUUUAAUUUUAUAGGUGCUGUAAACGAUUUUAGCCAUUCUGGAACUUCCAUGUUUAAUUAGUCACCCAAUUAGCCCCCUCUUUCUACAACUCUACACUCCAAAAAAACAUGCACACACACACACACACACACACUAAAGGUCAUUGUGUUGGAGACCGGAGGGAGGGCGAUGGGUCCCCCCUCACCGACACGGUAUAAGCACUUAUACAAGCAUAUAUACGCUGCCCUGUGAAUGCAAACAAUGGUUGACAGGCAGAAAGUCUUCUGAUUGCCAAAACAAACAAUCUGACCACGGCCAAUGUAUGGACAUAUUUUGUAACUAGCCAGGCAGUGGUGGAUUUAGGCAUGGGCGACAUGGGCAGUUGCCCAGGGCAGCAUCUUGUGGGGGAGCGGCAAGAGGCACGAGGGGGCGUCCCACAAGGUCAACAACUUUGGGAGCAUUCUCAUUUACAAUCAUCAACCCCCACACGGGAGCGUCUUAAAGCGGGUUUCGCCCAGGGCGCCAUACAAGCAAGAAUCGCUACUGUAGCCAGGUGUGAUAUUUCAUGGCACUUACAAAUCACUUACAGCACCUUUAAUGCAAUAUUAGUGACAUAGUUCAAAUUAAAAUGCAAAGUUCACAUACUUUGCAGAUUCUUUGUAAAAAUGGAAUGGUUCAUGGGGUUUUCAUUAUCAUUAUUAUCAUUGUAUUUACUUUUUGGCAGAAAAUAAGCUCCAUACUUGCGUCACCUGUAUUGAAAUCUAUUGCAAGUCGAGUAUCCUGUGCGCUGUGCAUGCAGAGUUCUAUUUGAAUGGCGCGCAAAGUGGCUGCCCAUGAAGUGCGUUCCAAAUCGGUCUCUUAAGAGGCUACAUUUCAGUUAGGAUGCCUAUGUGACAGGAGGCAUUGAUGCAGCUCACUAAGUUUUGGAAUGGAUCCAUAGGUCUUGGCAAGGGCAGUAAAAAAGUACAGAGAAUUCAAGCAGAUGUUUUGUGAAUUGUUAACAGUUUACACAUUAUAUGAUUUGCAGUUUGAUUUACAGAGUAGCUCUACUAUGUAGCCUUAAUAGUGGCCCUAUUUAUGUCUUAAAAAUAUUAACUUCACUACUAUCUUUGUACUUAAUCAUUCUAAAAAGCAGACAUGCUACACACCAGUCUCCAAUUAUUAUGAAAUGUGAAGCUAUUUCUGGUCUAUUUUUGUGUAAAAUAAUGUGAGCUUUGAAUGCUAUUUGAAUAAAUAAUUUUUUU